AUGGGAAAUACUCCAGGUGGUAUGAAUAAUCCAUAUGGAUUUUUAGGAAAAAAAGAUGAUAAGGAUAAAGGUAAAGAGAAAGAUAAGGAAAAGAAAAAGCUAGAAAGUGUUCCAAUAUCUCAUAUGGGAAAGAAAAAGAAAAAAAACAAAGGAACAUCAGGUCAUUCCAAAUUACCAAAUGUGACACCUAAUACAAAAUGUAGAUUAAAAUUAUUAAAAUUAGAAAGGAUAAAAGAUUAUUUAUUAUUAGAAGAAGAAUAUAUAACAAAUCAAGAACAGAUUAAAAGUAGUGAUGAUAAGAAUUAUGUGAAAUUAAAAAUUGAUGAUUUAAGAGGAUCACCUAUGAGUGUAGGUACCUUAGAAGAAUUAAUAGAUGAAAAUCAUGGUAUUAUAGCUACAUCUGUUGGUCCAGAAUAUUAUGUAAAUAUAUUAUCAUUUGUUGAUAAAGAUUUAUUAGAACCUGGUUGUUCAGUUUUAUUAAAUAAUAAAACAAAUAGUGUAGUUGGAAUAUUAUUAGAUGAAGUUGAUCCUUUAGUAUCAGUUAUGAAAGUAGAAAAAGCUCCAUUAGAAUCUUAUGCAGAUAUUGGUGGAUUAGAAUCACAAAUACAAGAAAUAAAAGAAGCUGUUGAAUUGCCCUUGACACAUCCAGAACUUUAUGAAGAUAUAGGUAUUAAACCACCUAAGGGUGUUAUCUUAUAUGGUCCACCUGGUACUGGAAAAACGUUAUUAGCUAAAGCUGUAGCUAAUGAAACAUCUGCUACAUUUUUAAGAGUUGUAGGUUCUGAAUUAAUACAAAAAUAUUUAGGUGAUGGUCCAAAAUUAGUUAGAGAAAUGUUUAAAGUUGCAGAAGAACAUGCACCUUCUAUUGUUUUUAUUGAUGAAAUUGAUGCUGUAGGUACCAAAAGAUAUGAAGCUACAAGUGGAGGUGAAAGAGAAAUUCAAAGAACUAUGUUAGAACUAUUAAACCAGUUAGAUGGUUUUGAUUCUAGAGGUGAUGUUAAAGUUAUUAUGGCUACAAAUAGAAUAGAUUCAUUAGAUCCUGCACUCAUUCGACCAGGUAGAAUUGAUAGAAAAAUACAAUUACCUAAUCCAGAUACCAAAACCAAAAGAAGAAUCUUUCAAAUUCAUACAAGUAAAAUGACUAUGUCUCCAGAUGUAGAUUUAGAAGAAUUUGUUAUGUCAAAAGAUGAAUUAUCAGGUGCUGAUAUAAAAGCCAUAUGUACAGAAGCAGGUCUCUUAGCUCUUAGAGAAAGACGAAUGAAAAUAACUCAAGCGGAUUUACGUAAGGCAAGAGAUAAAGCAUUAUUCCAAAAGAAAGGAAACAUACCCGAAGGUUUAUACUUAUAA
Plasmodium adleri (nom. inval.) is the source of this 1347-nucleotide messenger RNA. RefSeq names its product 26S protease regulatory subunit 4, putative. Lineage: Eukaryota; Apicomplexa; Aconoidasida; Haemosporida; Plasmodiidae. The record is from RefSeq and is a predicted model, not a curated record. The transcript has 2 exons. Gene Ontology annotation, molecular function: ATP hydrolysis activity; proteasome-activating activity; ATP binding. Gene Ontology annotation, biological process: proteasome-mediated ubiquitin-dependent protein catabolic process. The coding region runs from base 1 to 1347 and encodes 448 amino acids. Gene Ontology annotation, cellular component: proteasome regulatory particle, base subcomplex.